This is a messenger RNA of Clonostachys solani, 2058 nucleotides long. The record is from the annotation of a GenBank genome assembly. Lineage: Eukaryota; Fungi; Ascomycota; Sordariomycetes; Hypocreales; Bionectriaceae.
AUGGCCGCGGCCUUUCGACCAGUAAAUGAAUCCGCCCUUGCCACAGAGGACGUCAUGACGCCAUCAACCGCAACACCACGCCCCAGUACGGCACCGCACUCGCACUCGGCCAACGAGUUUGACGGUUCUACGACGCCGACUCGAUCAACAUUUAGUCCCUCCGUCGCCGGCCAGAAGCCCCUCCCAACAGCCAGCUUCCCGCACCUCUCCCACGCAGCAACCGGGCCGGCCGGUCGGCCAAAGAAUGAAGUACCUCACCAACCACACAUGCCUCCGCAGCGACGAGACUCGAUGGAUAUCGACAUGGACGGUUCUGAUGGGGAGACUGGAGUUGGCGACGAUGGGUUGGGCUCCGACGACGACAGUGUGAAUGCCGACGGUACACGAUCCGGCAAGAAGAAGAAGUCCCAGCGGUUCUACUGUACUGAUUAUCCUCCCUGUAACCUGAGCUUUACCCGGAGUGAGCAUUUGGCGAGGCACAUUAGAAAGCACACCGGGGAGCGCCCUUUCCAAUGCCACUGCUCGAGACGCUUUUCACGCCUGGACAACCUGCGACAGCACGCUCAAACCGUCCAUGUCAACGAGGAUAUCCCCAUUGAUUCCCUGGCUGCUACCGGUUCCAGGUUCCAGAGACAGAUUCGGACCGACCGUGUGCGGCAGGCUGGGAACCGAGCCAGGGCUUCCACUGGUGGGAGUGCUGGUGGCCCGCAGAGGGGACAUUCCAAGUCGCUAUCGACCUCGAGCAUCAAUAGCAUCAGCUCCGUUGGAUCCGUGUUGAGUACGUCUGCUGACUUUCGACGGCGUCCUCCCCCACUCGUCAUGGCCGACCCUCGAAUGAGACCUACUGACGGCUUCUCCUACUAUCCAGCAUCCCCCAGUGAUUUUAGUACUCCAAUGUCGGCGACCUUCUCAACCGGGCGUUCAAGCCCUCGCUGGGGUUCUGGCAUAGCAUCACCCACAGGCGGCCAUUCGCGUUCGCAGAGCUUGUACAAGCCUGAGAUCCGCCCCCAAGGCCGCCGUCUAAGUGUACCAUCCGCAGCGAAUCCUUUCCAGCCGUCGGGGGUUUCUACUCUAGGGCGCCCCUUAUUUGGAGGUCCAGGACCAGUGAACAGUUCCAAUGUCGGGGCUUUUUCGCCAACACCAAGCAAUCUGGCCACUUCACCUUCAAACCCAGGCACUGGAUGGGGUGGGCGAAGAGAUUCGACUUCAAGCAAUGCAGAGGAGGCGUGGAGGAGGCGCACAUGGCAUCCUGAUAGCUACAACUACGCUCACAACCCUACACAACUGAACAAUGUUGCCAACCAGUCUACCAUCGGCCCGCAUCCGCCUCCCCCUAUGGCGAACCCAUCUAACCCGAAAUCCUCCCUUCAGCUGCCAGGCAUCGAGUCUUUCGACAACCCGGCGGCUCAUAUGCCAUCUACUCCACCUCGACCACAGCCAACGCCCAUGAUGGUCGAUGUACAGCCUCCCCCACCUGGCCCUCCAAGCUUGCGAACGGUUGGACGUGAUAUGAACGACGAUCGACGAAACCUCAAUGUCUACGACGCCAGUCUGCAGCGUGGCCUCAACCGCCUGGACAUCAAUCACUCCACCCCACCUCGAGAGACAAUCGGUUCUUGGGCGUCAGAAGCCAACAAGGCGGCUGCCCAAGUCGAAUACGAGCGUGCUAGCCAACCCACGGUCCGCUUCGAAGCACAGCCCAUCCCUCUCACGCCUUAUCAGAAUGGCCCUCCGCAUGGCUCAUUACACCACCACACCAUGUCUGCUCCUUCAUUUACCACGUCCAGGGAGGGCAAGCGUCGUGGUUGGUACAAUGGACCGAUGGCCACUCAUCACGAAGGUGUGCAGCGGCCUCCACAGGACCCCCGCGUGGCCCACGUCGAUCGCAUGGUUCAUCCGAAUUUCAACGGUUUUAGUGGGUUUCUGGCCCGCGAACAACGGCCUGCGAUGCCGCAGCCCCCGCAGCAGCAAUCGGCCCAGAAUGACGAUACCCUCCGACGUCUUGAUGUCCUCGUAGCUGUUGCUACUGGAAAGGGAUCCACUGCCACGGCGUAUUGA